Molecule: messenger RNA, 1518 nt
Organism: Truncatella angustata
Lineage: Eukaryota; Fungi; Ascomycota; Sordariomycetes; Amphisphaeriales; Sporocadaceae
Product: GTP cyclohydrolase-like protein II
Exons: 6
Coding region: 1-1518 (505 amino acids)
Biological process (GO): riboflavin biosynthetic process
Molecular function (GO): GTP cyclohydrolase II activity
Source: RefSeq, a predicted model, not a curated record
AUGGCAAGUGAGGACAUGUCAGCCGUCCUUCAGGCAUUGAAGGCAAUCCAAGAUAACCAGACGGUACUAUCGACUGGCCUAGCAGGUGUGACGAAGAGACUUGAUCAGAUUGCACCGGAAAGCACGCCGGAGAGCAAGACCCCUAGAGGCAGCGUCAGCAAUGGCGCCGGAUUGAGUUCAAGUCCUCUCCCAACACCGGGUUCACCUCCGGCCGAGAAGCCGGCUGCAGCAAAGGAAGCCGAGAAGUCCGGCUUCACUUCACGAAUCAUUCUGACCACAUAUCCCAAGCAAAUCGGCAUUGACCCUCUGAAUCUAUCCUGGGGCGCCUCGACGCCCGAGGAGCGCGGACCCGUGGUGGUCUCGCGCUCGAGCAGCACCAUCGGGCGCCGCAACGCCAUCGGCGCCCAUGGCGGCUCGUACAGCAUCUACUUUGCGCUGGCGCUGGCGUCCAAACAGCUGGACAUCAACCACCGGCCCGACUUCACCAACACGGAGCCGGCGGCCAACAUCGGGCCGUUCCCGCAGUGGUCCGACCCGAAGAAGAUCGUCGCCAUGGACCCGUGGGGCCACCUGGCGCCCUGGCUCUUCAGCGAGACCAUCGAGAGCCAGAACGUCGACAUCCGCCCCACCAUCGCCAUCACCAAGGCGCACAUGAAGCUCCCGGAGCUCGAGGAGAGCGUGCGGGCGGGGCGGCUGGUGCCCGACGGCAAGGUGUGCCUGAACAGCGCCGGCGAGCUGGCCGUGACCAAGUUCGCCGUCGAGCCCGUCUGGUACCUGCCGGGGGUGGCGGCGCGGUUCGGAAUCGACGAGGGCGUGCUGCGGCGGUCGCUGUUCGAGCACACGGGCGGCUCGUACCCGGAGCUUAUCACGCGCAACGACAUCAAGGUCUUCCUGCCACCGAUCGGCGGCCUCACCGUCUACUGCUUCGGCGACCCGGCCAAGAUGUCGGACGAGAAGGUCCGCCUCGCUCUGCGUAUCCACGACGAGUGCAACGGCAGCGACGUCUUCGGCUCCGACAUCUGCACGUGCCGCCCCUACCUCAUCUUCGGCAUUGAGGAGGCCGUUAAAGAGGCGCAGAACGGCGGCAGCGGUGUGGUCAUCUAUUUCAGAAAGGAGGGCAGAGCGCUGGGUGAGGUUACCAAGGUAAGCGGCUCUUCCCAUCCCAUUGUGUACAACGCCCGGAAACGAGGCGAAGACCGCGCAUCGGAUUACUUCAAGAGGACCGAGAACAUCGCGGGAGUCAAGGACAUGAGGUUCCAGGCCCUGAUGCCAGAUAUCCUCCACUGGCUCGGCAUCAAGAAGAUUGACCGCAUGCUUAGCAUGAGCAACAUGAAACACGACGCGAUCGUGGGACAAGGGAUCCCGAUCCACGAGCGCGUCGAGCUCCCAGAGGAGUUGAUCCCUGAUGACUCAAGGGUGGAGAUAGACGCCAAGAUCACAGCCGGCUAUUUCACAACCGGUCACAGAAUGACAGAGGAUGAGCUUAAGGCUGUCCAGGGCCGUAUGUGGGAAGAGUAA